AAGUUUAGUAGUAUUCUUGUGAUGUGAUGCAUCAAAUCAAAUUAAUCAUUUAAAUAUUACAAGAAUAUGACAAACACACUUCAAUUUUCUCUUAACAAUUUAAUAAAUAAUUCAAUUUCUCCAUUCUCAUUUCUUUGAUCAUAAUCAAAUUUUAACGAUGGCAUCAUUCUGCCGGCGGUGUCCCGACGCCGGAGCCAUAAUACUUCCCGCCGGUGUUACACUCCGGCGAUCGGAGAUGACUGCCGGAGAUUACGGGAUCAGAUAUGGCUAUUCUCCACGGAAAACGAGACUGUUGAGAAUGAAGUUCACGGUGGUUGUCGCCGCCGGGGACGGCGGCUCACGGCGGAUAAUGGAGAAGGUGGGGCCAUGCAAUUACGCGGUGGAGGAUGGGAGUGUAGGGAAUGAUGACGUGGCGGGGAGGAGUGGGAAUAAGGCGGCGGAGGUGGCGGUGGCCGCGGCAGCAACGGUGGUGAUGGGUGUCGGAAACAGAGUUCUUUAUAAGUUAGCUUUGGUUCCUUUGAAACAGUAUCCUUUCUUCCUUGCACAGCUUUCCACUUUCGGAUAUGUGAUUGUGUACUUUGGUAUUAUGUAUAUUCGGCACCGUGCCGGCAUUGUUACUGAUGAGAUGUUAAGUUUGCCAAAGACACCAUUUGUUGUUAUUGGUCUUUUGGAGGCUCUUGCUGCUGCAACUGGAAUGGCUGCAGGAGCAAUUCUCUCGGGAGCUUCAAUUCCAAUUUUGUCUCAGACCUUUCUAGUGUGGCAAAUUCUCCUGUCAAUUAUUUUUCUUGGGAGAAGAUAUAAAGUCAACCACCUACUUGGAUGCUUUCUUGUCACAAUUGGUGUAGUUGUUACUGUAGCAAGUGGACCGGAUGCUGGAAAUUCAUUAAAGGAUGGUGGUUUAUUUUGGAGUCUUUUGAUGAUUGUUUCAUUUUUACUUCAAGCAGCUGAUACCGUUCUGAAGGAGCUAAUCUUUUUGGAUGCAAACAAAAAACUAAAGGGAGGCUCUGUGGACCUGUUUGUUGUCAACUCAUAUGGAUCUGCAUUCCAAGCACUAUUCAUAUGCCUUCUUCUCCCAUUCUUGUCAAAACUAUGGGGUGUCCCCUUCAGUCAACUACCAAACUACCUCAAAGAUGGUGCAGCUUGCUUCCUAAAUGUUGGUACAUUAUCAAGUGGAUGUGACGGUGCGCCUCUGCUGCCAUUGCUGUUUAUUAUUGUAAACAUUGGUUUCAAUAUUGCAUUGCUUCAUCUCCUGAAGAUCUCUUCAGCUGUUGUAUCUUGUCUUGCCUCAACAUUUUCAGUUCCAAUAUCUAUCUAUGUGUUCACACUUCAAUUGCCAUACCUUGGUGUUGCCUCAUCUCUUCCGACAGGCUUUGUGGCAGGGGCCAUAGUUCUCAUUAUUGGCUUACUCAUUUAUGCAUGGACUCCUUCAAAUGGCUCUUCAGGUGCUUCCUUCUCAGAGGGUUCCACCUAGAGAAGCUAGAAUGAAUUGAAACAAAUGAGUUGAGAUUCUACUGCAGAAGGUUCAACACUAAAAGUAGUGACAGAUUCAGGCCCAAUUUUCAAUGAUGACUACAUGAAAUAGAAAGGAAAAUGUUGUUGUUGUUGUUGUUGUUGUUGUAGUAGUAUAUAAUAUGUUUACUCAAUAAAUUGCUAGUAGGUAUUCAUGAAAAGCUUAAAAGCUCGAGUGAUAAAGAAAGAGUAGGGAUAGAAAAGUUCUCAAAAUCCAAUUUUUGUGUAAGCUGAAAAAGUAAAUAAAAGGAGAGUAAAAGUCAAUUUUGUUGACUAAGGAUGUACAAUUAUUAUGAAUAUAUAUAAUAAAUAUGUUUUUGGUCA
Medicago truncatula (barrel medic) is the source of this 1833-nucleotide messenger RNA. RefSeq names its product protein CLT1, chloroplastic. The record is from RefSeq and is a predicted model, not a curated record. The transcript has 10 exons. Bases 158 to 1471 code for a protein of 437 amino acids. NCBI's taxonomy places the organism in Eukaryota, Viridiplantae, Streptophyta, Magnoliopsida, Fabales, Fabaceae.